Puccinia triticina is the source of this 777-nucleotide messenger RNA. RefSeq lists its product as uncharacterized. Lineage: Eukaryota; Fungi; Basidiomycota; Pucciniomycetes; Pucciniales; Pucciniaceae. Bases 1 to 777 code for a protein of 258 amino acids. The record is from RefSeq and is a predicted model, not a curated record. The transcript is spliced from 6 exons.
AUGCCCACGUUUGUCUUCCUCACCAGUCGGCUCAAAGCCGAGAUGUGCGACCUCGAGUCGUUCUACCUCUACAUCCUCCAAGCUGUGGACGCGAUCGACGGGCCCUUUGCCCUGUUCCUCGACUGCACCGCGUUCACCUUUGCCAACAAGAUCUCCCUGCCCUGGUUCCGCCAGCUCAUCGACGCCUCGCCCGCCCUCCCUGCCCUCCAUCUCGCCCAGGUCUGGGUCUACAACGCCAACGCUAUCUUCCAACGAUACAUCCGCAAGCUCGGCGCUACGGAGAAGCAGGAGCGCAGAUGGAGUAACCUCAUCCGCGCUGUCAUCACGCUCGACGAGCUCGCUAUCUGUCUGCCCAACUACGAGCAGGUCCUCCCUGCAAGCUUGUGGAACAUGUUCCAUGAUAAGCGGGUUGUCAUCAGCCAUGUCACCCAUCUCCAACAGUACCAGAUGCAGAUACCUGUCGUCCUGCACAUCGGCUCCAAGACCCUGCUCAUCCAAUCCUCUAAACGACUGGAGCUGCUGGCGGACGCCAAGUGCACGCUCAACAACGUGAUCAGACUCAAGGAUAUCCAGGAGAUGCAGCGCUUACCGCCCUCCAACGUCCAUCUUGAUCUCGGCUUCAUCAUCAAACAGUACGGAUCCAACGUCACCAUGAAGUUUGUCAGCGUCAACACUGACCGGAUCGUUGAGACAUUGACAAACACGCAGACCAAUCUGCCCCUGCAGCCUCACCCCCGCUACCUUCUAUGGCUCUCUUCUCAAUGGGGCCAUCUUUAA